Acanthosepion pharaonis is the source of this 1965-nucleotide messenger RNA. The record is from the annotation of a GenBank genome assembly. Lineage: Eukaryota; Metazoa; Mollusca; Cephalopoda; Sepiida; Sepiidae.
AUGUCUGUCUGUCUCUCUGUCUCUCUCUCUCACACUCUCUCUCGGUCUAUCUAUCUAUCUAUCUAUCUAUCUAUCUAUCUAUCUAUCUAUAUAUAUAUAUAUAUAUAUAUAUAUAUAGCGGGGGAGAUAGAGACAGAGAGAAGGAGAGGAGGGAUAGCACUGAUAUCUAUCUAUCUAUCUAUCUAUCUAUCUAUCUAUCUAUCUAUCUAUCUAUCUAUCUCAGCAUGUUCAUAUCUAUCUCAGCAUGUUCAUAUCUAUCUAUCUAUCUAUCUAUCUAUCUAUCUAUCUAUCUCAGCAUGUUCAUAUCUAUCUAUCUAUGUAUCUAUCUAUCUAUGUAUCUAUCUAUCUAUCUAUCUAUCUAUCUAUCUAUCUAUCUCAGCAUGUUCAUAUCUAUCUAUCUAUCUAUCUAUCUAUCUAUCUAUCUAUCUAUGUCCUAAUUCAUUAUCUAUCUAUCUAUCUAUCUAUCUAUCUAUUAUCUAUCUAUCUAUCUCAGCCUGUUCAUAUAUCUAUCUAUCUAUUUAUCCAUCUAUCUAUCUAUCUAUCUAUCUCAGCCUGUUUAUCUAUCUAAAAUCUAUCUAUCUAUCUAUCUAUCUAUCUAUUAUCUAUCUAUCUAUCUAUCUUGUUCAGCCUGUUUAUAAAUAUCUAUCUAUCUAUCUAUCUAUCUAUAAAAUCAAUAUCUAUAAAUCUCAGCCUGUUUAUUCAAUAUCUAUCUAUCUAUCUAUCUAUUUAUCUAUCUAUCUAUCUAUCUCAGCCUGUUCAUAUCUAUCUAUCUAUCUAUCUCAGUCUCCUGUUCAUAUCUAUCUAUCUAUCUAUCUAUCUAUCUAUCUCAGUCUGUUCAUAUCUAUCUCAGCCUGUUCAUAUCUAUCUAUCUAUCUAUCUAUCAUCUAUCUAUCUAUCUAUCUAUCUCAGUCUGUUCAUAUCUAUCUCAGUCUGUUCAUAUCUAUCUCAGCCUGUUCAUAUCUAUCUAUCUAUCUAUCUAUCUAUCUAUCUAUCUAUCUAUCUAUCUAUCUCAGCCUGUUCAUAUCUAUCUAUCUAUCUAUCUAUCUAUCUAUCUAUCUAUCUAUCUAUCUAUCUAUCUCAGCCUGUUCUUUAUAUCUAUCUAUCUAUCUAUCUAUCUAUCUAUCUAUCUAUCUAUCUAUCUAUCUAUCAUAUCUAUCUAUCUCUCAGCCUGUUCAUAUCUAUCUAUUCAUAUCUAUCUCAGUCUGUUCAUAUCUAUCUAUCUAUCUAGCUAUUUAUCUCAGCCUGUUCAUAUCUAUCUAUCUAUCUAUCUAUCUAUCUAUCUAUAUCUAUCUCAGUCUGUUCAUUAUCUAUCUCAGCCUGUUCAUAUCUAUCUAUCUAUCUAUCUAUUCAUCAUAUCUAUCUAUCUCAGUCUGUUUCAUAUCUAUCUCAGUCUGUUCUAUAUCUAUCUCAGCCUGUUCAUAUAUCUAUCUAUCUAUCUAUCUAUCUAUCUAUCUAUCUAUCUAUCUAUCUCAGCCUGUUCAUAUCUAUCUAUCUAUCUAUCUAUCUAUCUAUCUAUCUAUCUAUCUAUCUAUCUAUCUAUCUAUCCCAGCAUGUAUCUUUCAUUUUUCCGCACUGGUAACCGUUACAACACACACGCGUCGCACUGAAUUGAAUAUCUAUUGCAAUUAUCUAUCUAUCUAUCUAUCUAUCUAUCUAUCUAUCUAUCUAUCUAUCUAUCUAUCUAUCUAUCCGAAUAUGUAUAUAUGUAUAUAUGAACCUACACUUUACUUCGGCUUAUAUUUAUUGAACUUACUGUUUCACUCGUUUGGGAUCUAUCUAUCUAUCUAUCUAUCUAUCUAUCUAUCUAUCUAUCUAUCUAUCUAUCUAUCUAUCUCAAUUCAUAAUCUAUUUAUCGAUACAGCUUUCUCGCUUUAUUUCUUUCUCUCUCUCUCUCUCUCUCUCUCUCUGUUUCUCUGUCUGUCUGUCUGUCUGUCUCUCUCUCUCUAUAUAUAUAUAUAUAGAUAG